This is a messenger RNA of Rhizoctonia solani, 3831 nucleotides long. RefSeq names its product glycosyltransferase family 1 protein. Gene Ontology annotation, molecular function: chitin binding; hexosyltransferase activity; UDP-glycosyltransferase activity. Gene Ontology annotation, biological process: carbohydrate metabolic process. Bases 1 to 3831 code for a protein of 1276 amino acids. NCBI's taxonomy places the organism in Eukaryota, Fungi, Basidiomycota, Agaricomycetes, Cantharellales, Ceratobasidiaceae. The record is from RefSeq and is a predicted model, not a curated record. The transcript is spliced from 28 exons.
AUGACCUCAUCAUCUGCAGGAUACUCGAGGCUCGCGACCGACGCGAAUGCGGACGCGAUUCCAUUGUCUGCUAGAGCCUCUCCAGACGUGAGGGAAGCCAAUGAAUCAAAUCAAUCUCGCAGGAACUCAAGAUCAUAUGUGCGUACUGUCUUAUAUAUUGUUGGGAUCCUUGCCGUAGUCAUGGCUUCUUUUCGAUUUGGUCAACUUUCGGUCGUCCUUCCUCCUCGCGAAGCGCCGGGCGGCAGACCGUCUGUGUCAGGUUCCGCAGCCGACCAUAACACAACCAGGCCCGAGAUGGCCAAUAAACUCAGUGUCGGAUACUUUGUGAAUUGGGGAAUUUACGGCCGAAAAUUCCCUCCUUCUGCAAUUCAAGCUGAUACACUUACCCACAUCCUUUACGCUUUCGCCAAUACCUCACCUGAUGGGUCCGUUAUUCUCUCCGACAAAUGGGCCGAUACCGAUAUCCACUAUCCCGGCGAUUCGUGGAAUGAAGAUCAAUCGUCCAAUCUCUAUGGAUGCUUCAAACAAUUAUAUCUCCUCAAAAAGAUAAAUCGGCACCUCAAAGUACUUUUGAGUAUUGGAGGGUGGACAUACUCUCCGGCCCUGCACCCGAUUGUCGUAGAUCCUCAUAAGCGCACCAAGUUCGUGGAGACCGCAGUAACACUGCUGGAGGAUCUCGGAUUGGAUGGUCUCGACGUGGACUACGAGUUUCCCCAGAACGAUGAGCAAGCCCGAGGUUAUGUCUCUUUACUACGCGAACUUCGCCUAGGACUAGAUGCCCAUGCACAGAAGAAGGGCACGGAUUACCAUUUCGCCCUGACGAUUGCUGCUCCUUGUGGUCCUUCUCAUUACGAGAAAUUGCACGCGCGAGAAAUGGAUAGCUACUUGACUUUUUGGAACCUAAUGUCAUACGAUUAUGCCGGUUCUUGGGAUUCAGUAUCUGGUCACCAAUCCAAUCUAUUUGGGGGACCAGGAGAGGCUAGCACAGAUCGGGCAGUGAAAUGGUACCUAUCACAAGGCAUUAGGCGAGAGAAACUUGUUAUUGGAAUUCCGCUAUAUGGACGUUCAUUCACGAAUACCGAUGGACCAGGGAAAUCCUAUAAUGGAGUAGGGCCAGGUUCAUGGGAAGCCGGAUCCUACGACUACCGGGUGCUACCCCUUCCGGCUGGUCAUACGAUCCUCGUAAAAAAAAAGAUCACCUAUGAUAACGAGGAAAUCGGAGUCACCAAAGGCCAGUGGAUCAGAAACGAAGGCUUAGCUGGUGCCAUGUAUUGGGAACUUUCGGGUGACAAGUGUCCCUCUAACCCGAAUCGUCCAGAAAUGGAGAAAGGUCCUGGUAAGGAUGCGAGUCCAGGAGCUUCGUUAGUCCAGGCAGAAAAAUCCCCUGAGACCCCUCAUCGACAGGCUAUCACUCCUAAUGGGGUCUAUCAGUCGCCAAGUUCGGAGAUGCUCUCUCAGAGCCUUGAAACGGUCACUCGAACGGAGCCCGAUCACUUUUCUCCACCUGCAUAUUCUCGCUACAGGCAUUCUGAUGAAUCCACCCUGGAACAAGGAGAGGCAUCUUUUAUAACACGGUUUGCGCACGAUAUCUCCGAAAAAAGGGGUGAAGCCCUACUUGGAUUAAAGCUCGAUGCCGAAGCCGCAUUUCAAGACGAUGGGCGGCUGCAAAUCUCCUUUGGCCGUCGGUUGUCCAAAUCACUACCACCAAAUUACGCAGAGCCAGUGAAGGAAGUUGGACUCGACGAAGUGGGAUUCCACGACGCGCCUCCCAUGAACGUUAACAUCAUGAUCGUAGGAAGCAGAGGGGACGUACAGCCUUAUCUUGCACUUGGCCAGAGGCUUCAAAAAUAUGGCCACACCGUUCGAAUAUCGACACAUGAAACAUUUCGCAAACUAGUGAAAGACUCUGGGCUACGUUUCUUUAACAUCGGGGGAGACCCUCAUGAGCUAAUGAGCUACAUGGUUCGGAAUCCUGGACUCAUUCCUGGUUUCGAAAGUGUGCUGAAAGGCGACAUUGGGAAGAAACAAGUGAUGGUCGCUGAGAUGCUUGAAAGGUGUUGCCUAUCGUGCUAUGAAGUUGACGAAGGGUCGCCGAAUGAAGGUGGAUUUGUAGCAGACGCGAUAAUAUCUAAUCCCCCCACUUUUGCCCAUAUUCACUGUGCCGAAGCGCUUGGAAUUCCUUUACUCUUGUCAUUCACUAUGCCGUGGUGUGCUACUGCUGCCUUUCCGCACCCGCUAGUGGACAUCAAGCAGAACGGAUCACAUGAACCAAAUGCGGUAAAUUAUUACUCUUAUACCCUGGUAGAUAUGUUGACAUGGCAAGGGCUCGGCAAUGUUAUCAACAAGUUCCGUACCAAAAAGCUAGGGCUCCCCAGUUUGACAACUGCAUCAGCUGUAACCAUGAUACAACGUAGUGCCAUCCCUUGGACUUACUGCAUCUCACCCGCGCUUGUCCCAAAACCACAAGACUGGCUGACACAUAUUGAUGUGGUUGGCUUUUAUUUCUUGGACCUGGCAAAAGAUUACGUCCCCCCUACUGAAUUGUUCGAGUUCAUUGCUUCAGGGGAGCCACCAAUAUACGUCGGAUUCGGUUCAAUUGUUUUAAAAGAUCCACAAGAAAUGACUGGGGCCAUUCUUGGAGGUAUUGCGAAGGCAGGGGUGCGAGCAAUUGUGUCACCAGGGUGGGGCGGGCUAGAUGAGGCGAUGAUCAGAGCGGCUGGACCCCAUGUGUUUGCUCUCGGGAAUGCACCACACGAUUGGCUCUUUCAAUAUGUAAGCGCUGUUUGCCACCAUGGAGGGGCAGGUACAACGGCCAUUGGAUUGAAGUGCGGGAAACCUACAAUCAUCGUCCCAUUCUUUGGUGAUCAGCCAUGGUGGGCUGCUCAGCUAGCGCAGCAGGGUGCUGGGCCCGAGCCCCUGGACUCAAGGAACUUGACCUCGGACGGCUUUGCAGCUGCGAUUCGAGCUGCUCUAUCCCCAAGUAUGGUCGUGGCGGCACAAAGAAUUAGUGAGAUGAUAAAUAGCGAAGAUGGAGUCAAGAAUGGAGUAGAAUCAUUUCACAAACACCUUCCCUUACUCAAUAUGCGGUGUGAUCUUGACCCCAAACGGACUGCAGUUUGGUAUAGCCCAGCACAUAAAUUAAGACUGAGUGCAUUUUCUGCUCAGGUAUUGGCAGACCGAGGAGAGAUCGAUAUCAAUAAGCUGAAGUUACAUAGAUCCCGUGAAUACAGAACAUAUGCAUCGGCCACGGACCCUAUCAGCGGCACUGCACUCCCACUACUCAGAGUUGUCAACGGCUUCGUUCAUGGAGUAUUCAGGAUCGGUUCCACUAGACCCGAUAAAGGAGUUGCACAGAUGGUCACUUCAACCGUCGGAGGCGAGAUUACAAACGGUCCUUCAAGUGAGGUCCGUGAACCGAAACAAGUGACCGGAAUGGGCUCUGGUUUCGUGGAAGGUGGCAAGGGAUUUGCUUAUGGCUUUUACGAUGGUGUUGUUGGCUUAGUAGCUGACCCGGUGAAAGGGUUCAAGGAAAAGGGUGCUUUGGGUGCUGCCGUUGGAGUCGGCACUGGAGCACUAAACUUAACUAUUAAACCUGCUGCCGGAAUUUUCCAACUGUUCUCUAUGCCAGUGGAGGGCGGGGUCAGAGGUAUUCGUACUUUGUUUAGCAAGGAUGUCAGCCAGGAAAGAGUUGCAGCACGGCGUGCGGAAGGGAUACAUGCCCUGAAUGAAUCGAAUCAGACAGAGCAAGAAGUGGUUGUUCAAGCAUUCACCGAAUACAAGGCCAAGACGUUGCGCGAAAGAAAAGGAAAAGGAAAAGGAAAAAUGACGUAA